Molecule: messenger RNA, 944 nt
Organism: Ipomoea nil (Japanese morning glory)
Lineage: Eukaryota; Viridiplantae; Streptophyta; Magnoliopsida; Solanales; Convolvulaceae
Product: probable transmembrane ascorbate ferrireductase 4
Exons: 4
Coding region: 84-806 (240 amino acids)
Molecular function (GO): oxidoreductase activity
Source: RefSeq, a predicted model, not a curated record
AUUUUCUCCUCUAAAGAAAAACCACUCUCAGUGUGAUCAUUCGCACUGUUAGUUCCCACUCUCAGUUCCACUUGAGUGAAGCCAUGGCUGCUCUUUUACUCUCACCCUUUUCUCUCCUCCUUCUCGCCAGGGUUUCAGCUUCCAUUGUUGCCCUUCUUGUUCUCACUUGGGCGGUUCACUUCCAGACUAGCUUCAUUCCACAUUCUCCUUCCCAAGAUGACCUCAUCUAUGCUGUGCUUCACCCAUUGUUAAUGGUGAUAGGUUUCAUUCUUGUGAGUGGAGAAGCAAUCUUGGUGCAUAGAUGGUUGCCAGGGUCAAGAAAUUUGAAGAAAUCAGUGCAUUUGGGCCUGCAAGGAGUGGCUUUGGGGUGUGGGGUGUUUGGAAUCUGGACAAAGUUUCAUAGCAGAGAGGGUAUUGUGGCUAAUUUCUACAGCUUGCAUUCUUGGAUGGGUUUGGUUUGUAUUUCCUUGUUUGGGGCUCAGUGGAUGGUUGGUUUCCUAAGCUUUUGGCACCGAGGAGAGUUGCGAACGACGAGGAUACAAGUCCUCCCAUGGCAUGUAUUUCUCGGCCUCUACACAUACGGGUUGGCAGUGGUGACAGCCGAGACUGGCCUUCUCGAGAAGUUGACCUUCCUGCAGACGAACGGGGCGUUACUGAAGCGUUGUACAGAAUCCAUGGUUGUAAACGGUUUAGGACUCGGAUUGGCUCUGCUUGGUGGCAUUGUAAUAUUUGCUGCAAUAUCACCAAAACAUCAGAUUUCACAUUCAAAGAUUGUAUAUUCAAAUAAGAAGUGGUCAUCAUCUUAGUUGAAGCUAGACAGAUGCCUUUGUUAACCCUUUCUUUGUACAGGUUCCUUCUUGCUAGUGCAGUCAUAAGAGAAAAUGGUCAAAUAGGCUCUUGAACUUUUGGUGAAAAAGUAAUUAGAUCCUAAACUUUAAAAGUUA